AUGAACUACAUCCCCCCCGGUAACUCGGAAAACCAGAGCGACGACAAUGUGUCGACCUCAGGCUCGCCAAUACCAUUCCUAGCAGUAUUUGGCAGUAUCCUCGGCUUUUUGUUGGUAUUUCUCAUCUUCUACAUGGUAAGAUCACGAUACCACCAUCGCCAGCCUCAGCGAGACAUCGAGGCCGCGACGAGCAAAACGAAGGUUGUAUUUGAUCUGCAGACGCUGAACAAUGUCAACCCGUCACGCCAAUACAAGGCGGUGAAGGUAUUGAAGAAACAAGUACCCCCGACUUUAUCGCAGCCCAGUUCAGCUGAAGUCUGUGCCAUAUGCCUCGAGGUACUUGUAAACCAAGACUAUGUCCGACGACUGAGAUGCAAACAUGUUUUCCACACAAGUUGCAUCGACCCUUGGUUCCGAAAACACCAUGUCGACUGUCCACUAUGCAAGUCGAUCUUCAUUCCAAAUAGGCUCGACGAUCCAGAAGGCGUUCAUUAG
This is a messenger RNA of Fusarium falciforme, 495 nucleotides long. RefSeq lists its product as hypothetical. The transcript is spliced from 3 exons. The coding region runs from base 1 to 495 and encodes 164 amino acids. NCBI's taxonomy places the organism in Eukaryota, Fungi, Ascomycota, Sordariomycetes, Hypocreales, Nectriaceae. The record is from RefSeq and is a predicted model, not a curated record. Gene Ontology annotation, biological process: protein ubiquitination.